Molecule: messenger RNA, 5649 nt
Organism: Bactrocera tryoni
Lineage: Eukaryota; Metazoa; Arthropoda; Insecta; Diptera; Tephritidae
Gene: Nrx-IV
Product: neurexin-4
Exons: 14
Coding region: 380-4207 (1275 amino acids)
Source: RefSeq, a predicted model, not a curated record
UUCGAACGUGGAGUUGUAAAGAACAAUAUUUCGUUGCAGCGGUGUGACGGUUUCUAUUAUUUAGUGUAAUAUCUUGUGCUAUAAGAAUUCUUAAAAAAAUUAUAAAAGUACAUAUUAUAAGAAUUAAUUGUACACAUGCUUGGAUUGGGUUCAUUACGCUAAAGAAAUAUCGGUGCGCGGUGCUGUAAAUUGUGCUGGUGUGUCAAGCUAGCGCUCCGCUGGGCAGUAGAAAUAAAUUUCACUGCCAACAGCUAAAAGAAAUUAUUAAAAAGUGGUUAUCAGGUGGACGCCUAACAAGUGCAAAAUAUUUUUCAUGCAUUCACCAAUGUACUGAAUGAAUUCUAACUGAAAUCUGUAUAUUUUAUUAUAUUGUACAAUAAUGAAUGCCUUUGAUUUGACGAGAGCGCUGCUUUGUUGUGGAAUUUUUUUCAUAAGCUGCAACAUACGGAAUGUUACUGCAGAUUCCUAUAACGACUACUUCUCUGAUUACGAUUGUAAUCAACCACUUAUGGAGCAUGCUGUUCUUACGGCCACUUCAUCUUUGAACGAUAGAGGUCCGGAGAAGGCGCGCCUUAAUGCCGGUACUUCGUGGUCGGCGAAAAAUUCCGAUUUCGAUCAACGUCUUAUCAUCGAUUUGGGUUAUGUGAGAAAUGUGACACACAUCGCGCUGCAAGGACGACCGCACAGCGAUGAGUAUGUCACCGAAUAUUCAAUUAGUUAUGGCAUAUCUGAUUUGGAGUUUGCCGACUAUAAAGAACCAGGUGGCAACAUUAAGAUGUUCAAGGGUAACUCCGAUGGCAAUUCCAUACACUACAAUGUGUUCGAGGUGCCCAUUAUUGCCCAGUGGGUGCGUAUCAAUCCAACACGCUGGCACGAUCGCAUUUCGAUGCGUGUGGAACUCUAUGGCUGCGAUUAUGUUGCGGAGAACCUGUACUUCAACGGCACCGGCCUAGUCACCUACGAUCUGCAGUAUGAGCCAGUGGCGUCCACACGUGAAUCCAUACGUUUCCGUUUCAAAACCGCUUUCGCCAAUGGUCUGCUUAUGUACUCACGCGGCACACAGGGUGACUAUUUCGCUUUGCAGCUGAAGGAUAAUAAAAUGAUAUUGAAUCUGGACUUGGGCAGCAGUUUGAUGACUUCGCUCUCAGUGGGCAGUCUGUUGGACGACAAUGUGUGGCACGAUGUGGUGAUCUCGCGCAACCGCCGUGAUAUUAUAUUCUCGGUGGAUCGUGUCAUAGUACGUGGCCGCAUUAAGGGCGAAUUCACGCGCUUGAAUUUGAAUCGUGCGCUCUACCUCGGUGGUGUACCCAACAUUCAAGAAGGCAUUAUUGUAACGCAAAAUUUCACCGGCUGCAUGGAAAACAUAUUCAUCAAUUCCACGAAUUUCGUACGCGCGAUGAAGGACAGUUUCGAAUACGGAGACGCGUACCGUUAUACAAAGUACCACACCGUUUAUGCCUGCCCCUCGCCACCCAUUUACCCGGUUACGUUCACCACACGCGGCUCAUAUGUGCGCAUCAAGGGCUAUGAAGCGCAAAGCACAAUGAAUGUUUCCUUCUUUUUCCGCACUUACGAGGAUAGAGGCAUAAUGCUGCAUCAUGAUUUCGCCUCGGGCGGCUAUGUGCGUGUGUUCUUGGAAUUUGGCAAGGUGAAAAUCGACAUGAAACUGGCCGAUAAGCCACGCAUCAUACUGGACAACUACGACGAACAAUUCAAUGAUGGCAAAUGGCAUUCGUUUGUGUUGACAAUUGGGCGUAAUCGUUUGGUGCUCGACAUCGAUCAGCGGCCGAUGACCACAACGAAGAACAUACAAAUAUCGACGGGUAAAGUUUACAACAUCGCUGGUGGUGUGGAUAAGAAUGGUUUUGUGGGUUGCAUGCGCAUGAUAUUGGUCGAUGGCAAUUAUAAGUUGCCCAAGGAUUGGGUGCAGGGCGAGGAAGUGUGUUGCGGUGACGAGGUGGUGGUGGACGCCUGCCAAAUGAUUGAUCGCUGCAAUCCAAAUCCAUGCCAGCACAGUGGCGUCUGCCACCAGAAUUCGAUGGAGUUCUUCUGCGAUUGUGCCAACACGGGUUAUGCGGGCGCUGUGUGUCACACAUCUAACAAUCCACUGUCGUGCCAGGCCUACAAGAAUGUGGGUCAUGUGAAUCAGCGCGUUAAUUUGAAAAUUGAUGUUGACGGCAGUGGUCCGUUGGAGCCCUUCCCCGUUACUUGCGAGUUCUAUUCCGAUGGUCGCGUCAUUACCACACUCAGUCACAGUCAAGAGCACACAACUACUGUGGAUGGCUUCCAAGAGCCAGGCUCAUUCGAACAGAAUAUCAUGUAUGAUGCCAAUAUGCUGCAAAUCGAGGCGCUGCUGAAUCGCUCACACACCUGCUGGCAGCGUUUGAGCUACUCAUGCCGUUCAUCGCGUCUCUUCAAUUCGCCUUCUGAAGCGGGCAAUUUCCGUCCCUUCUCUUGGUGGGUUUCGCGCCACAAUCAACCCAUGGACUAUUGGGCUGGUGCACUGCCCGGUUCGCGUAAAUGCGAGUGCGGCAUUUUGGGCAAAUGUCACGAUCCAACGAAAUGGUGUAACUGCGAUUCGAAUAGUCUUGAAUGGACCGAGGAUGGCGGUGACAUACGUGAAAAGGAGCAUUUGCCGGUGCGCGCAGUAAAAUUCGGUGACACUGGCACACCGCUCGAUGAGAAACAAGGGCGUUACACUUUGGGUUCACUGCGUUGUGAAGGCGAUGAUCUAUUCACCAAUGUGGUGACAUUCCGCAUUGCCGAUGCGACCAUUAAUUUGCCACCAUUCGAUAUGGGUCAUUCGGGUGAUAUUUACUUGGAGUUCAAGACGACGCAAGAGAACGCUGUACUCUUCCAUGCAACUGGACCGACUGAUUACAUCAAAUUGAGCAUAAACGGUGGCAACAAGCUGCAGUUCCAAUAUCAAGCGGGCAGCGGACCACUUGGCGUAAAUGUCGGCACAAGCUAUCAUUUGAACGAUAAUCAGUGGCACACAGUGAGCGUGGAGCGCAAUCGCAAGGAAGCGCGUCUGGUCGUUGACGGCUCCAUCAAAGCGGAGGUGCGUGAGCCACCAGGUCCAGUGCGUGCCUUACAUCUCACAUCCGAUUUGGUAAUUGGCGCUACGACUGAGUAUCGUGACGGCUAUGUUGGUUGCAUACGCGCUUUGUUGCUCAACGGUAAAAUGGUGGAUCUGAAACAGUAUGCCCUGCGUGGUCUGUACGGCGUGAGCGCCGACUGUGUGGGCCGUUGCGAGUCCAGUCCCUGUCUAAAUAAUGGCACGUGUAUCGAACGUUACGAUGGCUACUCGUGCGACUGCCGUUGGAGCGCAUUCAAGGGCCCAAUUUGUGCUGAUGAAAUUGGCGUCAACUUGCGCACAAGCUCUAUUAUACGCUAUGAGUUUGAGGGCUCCUUCCGUUCGACGAUUGCUGAGAAUAUACGCGUUGGAUUUACAACAACAAUACCCAAAGGUUUUCUGCUCGGUUUAUCGUCAAAUUUGACUGGUGAAUAUUUGACAAUACAAAUAUCGAAUUCAGGUCAUUUGCGCUGUGUUUUCGAUUUCGGUUUUGAGCGUCAGGAGAUAAUUUUCCCCAAGAAACAUUUCGGUUUGGGUCAAUACCACGAUGUGCGGUUCUCACGUAAAAAUGGCGGCUCCACGGUGGUGCUUACAGUGGACAACUACGAGCCAGUCGAAUAUAAUUUCGAUAUAAAAGCCAGCGCGGACGCGCAAUUCAACAACAUACAAUACAUGUAUAUAGGCAAAAAUGAAUCGAUGACAGACGGUUUUGUGGGCUGUGUGUCGCGUGUGCAAUUCGAUGACAUUUACCCGCUGAAACUGAUGUUCCAACAGAAUCCACCAGCUAAUGUGAAAUCACUGGGCACUCAAUUGACUGAAGACUUUUGCGGCGUGGAACCCGUCACACAUCCGCCCAUUGAAAUCGAAACGCGUCCACCACCACUUGUCGAUGAGGAUAAAUUGCGUAAGGCGUACGGCGGCUUCUCUAUUGUACUAGGCUUCAUUUUGGUUAUACUGCUGCUGCUAUUGCUGCUCAUGAUCUUCUUAAUUGGCCGUUACGUGCACCGCCAUAAAGGCGAUUAUCUGACGCACGAAGAUGAGGGCGCCAACAACGCCGACGACCCGGACGAGGCCGUUCUGCACUCGAGAACAGGCCAUCAAGUGACAAAACGGAAAGAGUGGUUCAUAUAGUUCGGCAUGCAGCAUAUAGGCAAUUGGAGCACGUAGUCGACGCGGUAGCUACAACUCUACACAGCCUGCUGCAACCUUGCAAUCACAACUAUACAACGCACGUAAGCGUACGCACCCACACAUACACACAAACUGACACGUAUAAAAAAGAGAAACUGUUCAAUGUGGUUUUCAAAAGCAAAUCGAUGAAUUAGCGUAGCGUAAAAUGUAUUUUACACAUAAUAAUUAUGUAAUUAUAUUAAGCAUGACAUGACAAACGGCGACGCAGACGUUUAGCCAUAGAGAAGUAUAACGAAAUGCGUGUAAAAAUUGAAUACGAAACUAAGUAUUUGUAGCAGUUCAUAGAAAACUUCGGCUGAUACGAAAGUAAUGUUCUUAAAGUGAACAAGAUGAUGCUUUUAACUGAACACGAAAAUCAAUAUAUGACGAUCAAAAGUAAAUCACAGUAAAUUAAGCGAAAUUAAAGUGUAAACAAUUCUCAUUGGACGUUGCGUGUCACACUGCCAAAUUUUGAAAUAAGCGAAGACCAGUUGGAAGUGGUACAAUACGCAGCAGAGUCUUAGACGUCGCGGCAUUCCUAAAAAGUCAAGUGUUCUUAUCUACACAAAGUAAAACAAAAAACAAUAGGCAUAUACCAUAUACAAUAAUUGCCAAAAAAGUAGACCCACUUACUUUUGCUUCCAACUGGAUGUUUGAAUAAUCAAAUUUUUUGUCGUAAUUUUUUUUGCUGAAUUUUUUGUAUUCUGCUCGCUUGCUAACUUUAAGUUCAUCGUUUGGUUUUAUGUUUACAUUACGUAUUUCUUUAUAUUUUUUUUUACAAAAUAACCUUUUAUAGGUUAGUUUUUGAAAAAAAAAAAACUCAUAAUAUAGGCAUCUCUCAAAAGUAAAUUUAUACCGUCCAUUUUCUUUAUUUUAAGUUUUUAUAGUAAUAUAAUUUUUUAAAUUUAAUUUGCGUGAAAAAAUAUUAUUAAGCAAACAACAACAACAAGAAAGCAACAAGCAAAGAAGUUGUACCGAAUCUCCACGGUUUUUAUAUGUAAGCCCUUUGAAUUCUUUUCAUAUUUGUUUAUUAAUGCUUUCGCUGUUAUAUGAAGGCUUUUGUGCUUUAAGUAAGAAAUUUAAUUUCACAAAUGUCUUUCAAGUAAUAAAAUUAUUAGCUUGCGCUUUUCCACUAUUUCCGACUGACAUUUGCAGUGUGUAUUGUUAAAUUAGUACUGUCAUUUAUAACGGCAAUUUAUGAAACACAUUAAAUAACGUGCAUUUGAUUUGAAUUGUUGUAAUACCCGUACAUUCCAUUAAAUCAUAAACAACUUUCACAUCGACAUGUGUUAUAAGUAUUCAUACAUACUUAAAAAAUUAUCCUUACUUUAUACGAUGAAGAAAAAAACGAAGUCUUAAAUUUUUUUCAAAUGUAUUUUCAAAAUUUUUUUAUACAUAUGUAU